CAGCACUGCCAGCCUGUGUGUGCACAGCAUAAAAACUAGGUAUUUUUUGGUUAUCAUUUACGGUCACACUGCAAGCGCUGUUCUCACACCUGGCCAGCCAAAUGCUUGUAAUUUAUUUGUUUGCAUAUAUUUAUUGCAAACUAAAAACAUGUCCAUAUCGGAGCAGCAUCGCAUCGGGCUGCGCGAUCUCCUGAUUAACGAAACAAACACACCCGUGCUGCUGCAGCUGGCCAGAAGCGUCACAAAAAAUGUGUGCAGCAUCGAAGAGCCCGAAGAGGCGCUGGACUACCUGACGGCGCACACGGAGGACAUACACAAGCUGCUGUAUAAACGACACAUUACACGGGACCUGUUGUUCAAAUACCUGCAUAAACGCCUGCCCGGUGCCAAUACAGAUUUCACCAAAGCGGAUCUGGUCAUGCGGGUGAUAAAUUAUUGGGAUCAACAGCUGAACAAGGGCACCAUGCAAGUCCAAAGCUCAACUAGCUUGGACACAUAUUGUCCGACCCAGCCGUGCAAGGAAGAGGAGUUCCCCAUACAUUUGAUAGCGCGCAAAUUUGGCGAAUGGUUCUUCGACAAAUACAACUCCGAUCAGCUGAAGCUGACCGAUUUGUGGAGCGAUGCGGCGCUGCAGCUGGAGGUCAUUGCGGACGACGGCUCCAGCGAGAUGCAGUGCGCCAGCGCUGAGCAGGUGCUGUUAGCGCUGAUCAGCGCUAAGCAACAGUUUGGCUUCUACUUUAAUCCCAAUUUAACGCAUUCGGGCGUGCAGGGACGCAUCGACAACUUUGGCCAGGUCGUGGUGCUCUGCUGCGGCACACUGCACACGGCCGACAGAUCUGUUGGCGUCUUUGAAUGCCUCUUUGGCCUGUUGCGCGAUCCGCACGCCAACAACAACUGGAAGCCCAAGAAGUUCAAGUGUUUGCUGCGCAGCGAACUCCGCCCCCCACGGCUGCACACCCUCAACGCCAGCGAGACGCUGCAGACGGCUCUGAAGCUGCCCACGCCCAGCGACACACUGGACUAGCCAUCGGUGCCAGGAUAACUCUUCAAAGUAGCUGACUAUAUUUAAUUUUUUAGAAUACAUAUAUAUAUAUAUUUAUAUAACUAGUCUGUUAAAGCAAGCAAAAAGAAAUCAAUUCUUUUGAAAGCUUGUUGAAAUUUCCGUUGUAAUUGAAAUUUGUAUGUUCGACUUAACAAACUUUACUUAAGGACUGUGAAAUGAUAUAAUAAACUGCCUUGAUUAAGCCCCCGGCUAGGAAA
Molecule: messenger RNA, 1260 nt
Organism: Drosophila novamexicana
Lineage: Eukaryota; Metazoa; Arthropoda; Insecta; Diptera; Drosophilidae
Exons: 2
Coding region: 149-1024 (291 amino acids)
Source: RefSeq, a predicted model, not a curated record